Molecule: messenger RNA, 837 nt
Organism: Papaver somniferum (opium poppy)
Lineage: Eukaryota; Viridiplantae; Streptophyta; Magnoliopsida; Ranunculales; Papaveraceae
Product: nucleolin 2-like
Exons: 1
Coding region: 1-837 (278 amino acids)
Molecular function (GO): RNA binding
Source: RefSeq, a predicted model, not a curated record
AUGGGUAAACUCAGCAAUAGAUCAGAGGUUGUUGCAGCUGUUUCACAUGCCUUUGUUAAUUCAGGACAAGGUAACAACAACAAGGAUGCUAACAAGAGGGAUGCUGAGGGAAAAGAAAUCGCGCAAAAGUUGAAUCUAAAGAAGAUGAAGAAGUUUUAUGAGCCUGAAAACCGAGAUUGUUCCCUAAAAGCGCUUCAUGAUAUCUCUUAUGAUGAGUUUAUAACACAAACCUGGAUUGGUGAAGAUUCUUCAGCCAAGCCAGGGAAAAGAACCGCAGCAUCAAAAACACUUAUAGCCAGCAACCUGCCAGUUUCCAUUGAUAAAGCUCAUGUGAUUCACUUCUUUAAACAGGUUGGGGAUGAUAUUGUUGAUGUCCGUUUCUAUUUCUAUAAAGGUAAGGAUGGAAAGCUCAGGAUUAGCUUUGCCCUUGUUGAGUUUGCAACUGAAGAAGCUGCAAACAAGGCAAUAAAGUUUCAGCGCCUAGACCUUUUGGGCUACGACAUUAGACUUUCCCGUCAACUGGAAGACGCUACUGGAGCAGCAUCAAAAAGACUUGUCAUGAAGGGCCUACCAUAUUUCAGUGAAAAAUCUGAUGUGAUCAAGUUCUUUAAACAGGCCGGGGAAAUUGUUGAUGUGCGCUUCUCUUAUAACGAGGAUGGAGAGUUCAGCGGAUCUGGCCACAUUGAGUUUGCAACUGAAGAAGGUGAAAAGAAGGCAGAAAAGCUAAAUGGGUUAGAGUUAUUGGGCAGUCCUGUUUAUCUUCGCCGUGAAGCCAAAGGCACUGGAGCAUCAAGAACACUUUGUCCGUACAGCUUUCCAUUAGUAAAUCUCAUGUGA